Messenger RNA from Cladocopium goreaui, 3090 nucleotides. The record is from the annotation of a GenBank genome assembly. Lineage: Eukaryota; Dinophyceae; Suessiales; Symbiodiniaceae.
AUGCCACGACACAGUUCGCACUUCCCAGCGAUGCCAAUUCGUGCCGGGGAUCCGGAUGGGAGUCUUCAACGCCGUGUGUCGGCGGCAUGGGAUGGAGACGCAGCCAAUGGGAGGCGUGGCCAACCACGGUGGGCGACGCGAGAACGCGAAGAAGUUGCAGGUGUGACUGCUGUUAUGACGCAGCUCCGCCCCAGCCUGGCGGAGCAGAUCCGUCGUGCCACGUGGGUGGCCGAGUCGGAGGAGCUGAGCACACAAAGGCGACAGCUGCAAGAGGACUUAAGCUUGGUGAAAGAUCUCAUGGCACAGCAGCAGCAGCAGCAGGUGCAAAGCCUAGAGGAUCUAUGGCAACUGCAGGUCUCCAUGGAGCGUACCACGCUGAAGGCAGAUGCUGCUGAACAGGAGCAGCAGAGGGUGGCACAAGCGCUGCGCGGCGAGAUGACGCUGUGCCGCGAAGGUCAACAGGACCUGGCUCGGCAGCUGUUGGCCAAGAUGGCUGAGCUGAACCAGAAGUUGGGUGCCAACAUGGCGCAGCUCGAGGAUGAAGUCACACGACGUGAACACGAGGCCGAAGACACGCGUCGCAGUCAUUUUGAGGCUCUUCAGCAAGAAUGCCGCGAAGCACUGCAGGAAGGACGGCUCGCGGGGAAGAAAGCAGAAGCCUGUGAAGAGGAAUUGGCUGAAAAGACCAAAAGUGUGGCUGCGGAAGUGAAGAGGCACUUCAGCGCGGUGGUGGAGACCCGGGCAGCCGUGACGGCCAUGAGGAGAGAGCUUCAGGGGCAACAGGUUUGCAGUGGAUGCAAAGAGCUUCAGAAUGAUUUGAAGCAGAUAGGUGCUUGGUCCACUUGGUUGACCGAGAUCUUGGGCCUUCCUGGCUGGCCGGCUGGGCGCGAGCCGGAGCCCUACGAGGCACCAUGGACAAGCCAGCUUGCUCAGCAGCAAGAGGAGCUGAAGAAACAUGACGCGGAACUGCAGUCACAGAGGACUUUGCUGGAGAAUUUGCUCACGCAGAUGAAGGAGGUUAAGACCUCGGAACAGCAACGACAGGCUUCCACUGAGGCAAUGGAGGCCAUGGCAGCGAAGCAAAGCUCCAGCCUGCACAGCUUACGGCAAAAGUUGGCCAAGGAACGGAAAGAUGAAGCAGCACGACGUGCCAGUUGUGAGGAGGAGUUCUCCAAGUUGCGCGGGCAAAUCGAGCAGGACUUGCUGGACUUGCGAAAGGCGCAGGCUGAAAACUCCGUGGCUCAGGCAGCAGCAGUGGAAGAGAAGCAGCAGGCGUUGCUGCGGCACUGUCGCGCCUGGGCCAGCGACGCAAGCGAGGUUGCCAAGGAUGCCUUAGAUGAACGGAUGCAGCAGGUUCCGGGGAAGUUGGACCAGAGGGACUUUGUGCCACCUGUUAUGCCAAGGCAGAACAGAAAGAACUUGAACAGAAGGCCGGGAAGGCCGUCCAGCCCACUGCGACGAAAGUCUGCUCCAGUUCCUGAACCUGCAGAACCUCCUCGCAAGAAGAGUGGACCAAAGGAUGUUGAUGUUGAUGACGGCUCGGGUGGAUUCUGGGAGUCUGACCCUGUGACUCCUGUGGCACAUGCCAACGUCAAUGCCGGCGAUGUCACCGCUGAUGUCAACGUCAAUGCCCAUCCGAAUUUUUGCCAGCGGUACUACUGCUCCACGGCAUGUCAGGUGAAGGAUUGGAACUUGGGACACAAAGGCGACUGUGGCCUGGCGGACCUUGAUAUGUCAACCCCUGUACCGCGACCACCCCUACGGCUGCUGGCCGAGUCGGUCGAAAGGCCGGUGCAUAGCGAUGCCAGUUGGCGGAAGAUCUUGGACAGCUCGGACUUUGGCCCCAAAAACGGCUGGCCACGGGGCUUGCGCAAUGUCGCCAACUGCUGCUACAUGAAUGCUUUGCUUCAGAGCCUCUACCACAGCGUGCCGCUGUUGCAUGGCGCCCUGAAGCAACACAGCUGCGAGAGGUGGUGCCCUGAUCUCGGCAGGCAAAGUGCUGAUCCUGCGCCGGCGCCGCCCUGUUUUCGCUGCAACCUGGCGGCGUUGAGCGAGUCCCACCUGGCCAACGACGCGGCACGCGAAAUUGAAACGGACUGGAAGUUGGAGGAUGUGGUUGAGCUUCACAGCCUGAAAGCUGAGCAGCUGAAUGGCAAGACCGGCAUGGUGACAGAGAUCCUUCCCACCAGCGAGGGGCAAGAGGCUCGCUUGGGUGUACUGCUUCCGGGCAAAGCUUCGCCGUUGUCCAUCAAGACGCAAAACAUGCGUUUCCUCUACAACCGCACGGAGGUGCCUUUGCCGCCCUACGAGGUCUUGCGAUGGCUGCCCCGUCUAAGCGAAGAGUUUACCUUCGGUGCUCAAGAGGACGCGCACGAGUUCUUCAAUAGCCUGCUUCGACUGCUCGAGGACGAAGAGUUGAAAGAGCACGCCGGGCGGCUGCAGGACUCCUCCGAGGCUUUGGAGCCGAAUGCGGAUCUCACAGCGCUGCCCAGUCGGAUUUUUGGUGGAUUGUUGGUGUCGCAAUGCACCUGCACUCGCAGGGAAUGCGCCACCAGCAGCUUUUCCUUCGAACCCUUCCGGGACUUGUCGUUGGAGAUCACGGAGGCCACCCAGACCUUGGAUGACAUGCUGAAGCUCUUCACGGCGCCCGAACGUUUGGAUAAGCAGAACUCCUGGAAGUGUGAGGCGUGCUCCGAAGUGGUGCGAGCUCGCAAGCAGAUGAUGAUCUACCAAGCGCCCAACUUUCUGGUGCUGCAUCUGAAGCGAUUCCGCUUCAUGGAACGCGGCAAGGUCGUGAAGAUUGUGCCCUUCCCACCUGUCCUGAACCUGCGACCCUACUUGUGCAAAGGUGCACAGGGUGAAGGUCGACCGGUGAACUACGAUUUGCGCGCGGUCAUCGUGCACGUGGACAAGGCGGGCUAUUCCCACUUUGGGCACUACAUCGCCUUUGUGAAGGGCGCCACGCAUCGAAAAGGCGUUUUCCGAUGGUUCCUGAUCGACGAUAGCAUCAUUCAGGAAGUCGAGGAAGAGUUUGUGCUUCGACAGCAAGCCUAUCUCUUGUUCUACAUCCGCAUCAGUGGUGGCAGUGAA